AGUUUUUGAAAAUAGCCCGCCUACGAAUCGGCCACUUUUCAUGUUCUGUAUGCUAAUGCUGUGAAGGCACUCAAUUCAUCAACGGUGUGUCGUUUAGUGUUUGAAAAAGGCACAACUAUUUGUACAUACUGUAAACAUCCUCAAGCUUUUAUUGUUCGACCCCUGAGACUUUGGUUGUGUUCCCUUCCAGUCCUGUUAUUUUAAAUCUGUGUACAUGUGUCAAAGCGUGUGUGUUAGUACCCUCUCCGGUGUUUUCAUUAUCUCAUGCCCUACCCCGAGAACACGACACACUUGAUCACAUGAAUACAUUGCUAAGCAAUUACAGCAAAGUUCGAUUGUUUGAUCUAGCUAGUAACAGCUGUCAUAUCUUUUACAGUGUUCAUGCUUUAAAGAUUGUCCCAGGCUAGUGAUAUUUAGACAGUAGAGAUUUGCAAAUGACCUACAAAUAUAAACCCACAACCCCACACAUAGUCAAAUGAUGUACAACUGCUUACUACCCAAAAAUUCUAUUACUUCUUCUGUCAUCUUCAGCAAAUCCUACUUUGGCUACGAUUAUGUAUACCAUCAAGGGAUAUCCCAGAUCCAUUCACGUAAUUGGACGUCUAAUACCGUCAUUCCGUCAAUGGCAGCCAAUGAGUUAACACUUAUGAAUGAAUAAAUACAUUAUUGAAAACAAUCUUUUAUAUGCCUGAUUCCGAGUCUCUGAAAAACGUGAUCGGGCCUGAUUUAUGACGCAUUAUCAGAUCGGAGACACUGCUAAUAAAUACUGAAGGCUUUCCAUAUUUGCAAUAUGUUUUCAUGUAAUGGACAGAAUAUAUCAUGAGGAGAAAGUUGAGCUCAGUUGUGCCUUGUUGAAUGGAGCACUCCAUUUUUCUUUGGUAAGGCAACAUUGGUGCAGGUGGUAGAGUCGCCGUCAUCCUUUGGUGUGCGAAGGCGAGCGAAAGUAUACAGUAUAACAUGCCUGUCAACUCGUACGAUUUGCCUGUAUUUUCUAGGGGAUUUAUAAUCUUUUGAAAGGAUAUGACGUACAGUAAAAAAUCAGAAUGGAAAACACAAAAGUAAAUAAAAAAAAAAAAAACUGAACAUAUAUAUUGUAGCGUCUAUAAGGACAACUUUAUUAGCGAACACGACUAUUGUAAUCCGUAGCCGACGUCAACAAAGAAAAACUAACAACAACCUCUGCACUCCCGAAAACUCGUCCAGCCCUCCCCUCUCUCUUCAAUCAGUCACGUGGUGCGUUUACAGACAGCAUGUAAAACAAAACACUCCACACAUCAAGUAUGUUUCCAUACUCAACAAUGGACUGAAUGCAAAGCCCCUCCUCCUUGGAAAACUUGAAAUUCUCUCAGUGAUAGUGACUGAUUUAUGGAUGAUGACGGGGUUCAGAUUUCAGAAUUUGCACUACCACAGCUGGAAGUAUCAAAAGUUUUCGGCGUCGAAUUUUCAGUCACAUCUCUUAUUAUUACGAUUUGUAUUUAUAAUUUAUUUGUUUUGCUAUGAGUAAUUGUUAUUUGCAAUUGUACCAGCAGUAUUUAUAAAGGAUUUAGCAUACGUUUUCGGGCUGUGAAACAUAUUAAUCAAAUUAUAAUGUAUUCUUAUGGGAAAAUCCAGCUCGACAUAUGACCAUUUCGACUUACAAACCAGGUCCUGGAAUAAAUAAAUUUCAUAUGUAGAGGUACAAUUUUAUUGUCACACACCUACUUUUCACAUACCCUAGGGUUUGUGUCACCAAAGCAUAGUUUGAUUCAUACCAAACAUUAAUUAUGUCUUGCUCAGUUGUCCCUAACUUCCCAUAUUUAUAUCUCUGCGAGUGAGAGAGCGGGAGCUGAGUUAAGUGGGCGUCUGGCGGGUUACAAAUAACGCGAGUCUUGCAGAUCAGCUGCAACCGAAGAUAAGGGAGGAAACCGCCAACAGAUGAAAGACAGUCAGAUCAAGUGGGAUCCGAGCAACGUGAGAGAGGGACAGCCACUCCCUACCGAUCUUGAACCCUCUACAUCUGAGCAGAGCUGGCGAUGGGGUGUUUCCCCCCGUAGCGGCUUUCCCACAGCUUCUGUGACAGAUCGCGAGAGCCUGUUGCCUGGAUACCUGAAUUGUGUUGCGGCUGCAGUGGGAAAGCCAAGACUGAAUGAAGCGUGUAUGUUUGUCGGCGGGCGCCGCUGCCAUGGGAAAAGCACCGCCGACUCUUUCGAUGGCUCUCUCGCUUUCCUCACUUACUGGCUGACUUGCUGACACGGCACGUAUGAAUAAGUAAGGAAAUCCCCCUGAUACAGUGACUUUUCCUAGACUCUGCGGGAGGAGGUGACCGGAAUCUUGCCAUGGGGAAGAGGACUACGGUUUGGUAGACAGAAGGAAAUUGUCAGAUUACCGGGAAUACCACCCGCAAAUUUUGGAAGAGAAGGGAGGGUGGAAAUUUCGGUUUGUAGCAUAUUAGAUACAGACCCUAAGGACUGCUUGGGCUAGUUGGGUUUUAGAAGAUAACCUGUGCGUGGGUCAUGCAGGUCCAGUAUUCUGCUCCACAUUGCAAAUCGUCCACUUUCGUCCUCAAUGAAAGAUGCGCACUGGCAUCCAAAAUGGAAAUCCAUCGUGAACAGAGUAUCUGCCAGGCGCGAGCUGCUGUUAUGGUAUACGAUGAUGCCAAUAAGAAGUGGGUGCCGGCGGGCGGCUCGACUGGCUUUAGCAGAGUCCACAUCUACCACCACACUGGAAACAAUGCCUUCCGUGUGGUCGGCCGUAAAAUUCAAGAUCAUCAGGUGGUGAUAAACUGUGCCAUUCCUAAGGGGUUGAAGUACAACCAAGCCACACAGACCUUCCACCAGUGGCGAGAUGCUCGGCAGGUCUACGGCCUGAAUUUUGGCAGCAAGGAGGAUGCCAACGUGUUUGCCAGUGCCAUGAUGCAUGCCCUGGAAGUGUUGAACUCCCAGGAGACAGGUCCCACAUUGCCCAGGCAGUCCCAAAAUGUUCAGAAUGGCCCUGCGCAAGAGGAAGUAGAUUUUCGAAGAAGGCAGCUCCAGGAGCUCCAGAAGCAGAAGGAGAUCGAAAAGGAGCGCCAGGAACGCGAAUGUCAAGAACGGGAGCGUCAGGAAAGGGAGCGCCUGGAGCGAGAGAUGCAAGAGCGAGAACGUCAGGAGCAGGAACGUCAAGAACGGGAGCGUCAGGAAAGGGAGCUACGCGAAAGAGAGGCGCAGGCCGAGAGGGAGCGACUGGAGCGUGAGCGUCAGGAGCAGCAGGAGCGGAUGGAGAGGGAGAAGGUGGAGAGAGAGAGGCAGGAAAAGGAGCAGCAAGAACAGUUGGACAGAGAGCAGCAAGACUGGGAAAGAGGGAGACGCAUCUCGAAUGCUGCAUUUGAAAGCACUCUGUACAGUCCCACUCCUCAGGAGUAUAGCAGAACAUCAUCCACGCCCACAUCUCCAUCCGCACAUUCAAUCCCGGGAGGCGUUUUGUCCUCCUCCACGACACCCCCUACACCGCCAUUAAGGCACUCUGCGUCCCGUUUUGCCACAUCGCUUGGCUCGGCCUUCCACCCUGUCCUUCCCCACUACGCCACUGUUCCAAGGAGACAGCAGGCGUUCUCCCAGGUACCACCUCCUGCUCCGGCUCCGGUCCCCAACCCUGCCGCCGCAGCCAAGUCUGUGGUGUGUUCAGCGUACAACUUCACACCUUUGCCCCCGUCACCUCCGGUCAUGAUCAGCAGUCCACCAGGGAAGGCUGCCGGCCCACGGCCUCUCAUCCCCAUCGCGGCCCCGUCUCCGCUCUCCCAGAAGUCCACCUCGCCGUCUCCCAACGGCCCACCUAUGUUUCCUGCCCCUUCCCCGGUCACCAUCUUGCCACACAGCCACCCUGCCGGCAUAGCCUGCCCCACCCCUCCGCCACCGCCAACCCCGCCACCAUUCACUUCUUCGUGCGUCUCGUCUCCCCCCUCCUCAUCCCAUGCUCCUGGUUUGCCCUCUCCCUCCACAGCGCCCUCUGUCACUGCAGUUGCGUCCACCGAGCACCUCACCCUCCCUCUGGGCCAGGGCCCGUCAAGCCCAGGGGAUCCAGACACAGCAGCAGCAGGCCAAGAAACCCACAAACUGCAUUCAGGGUCCUCUGAUCUGCCUCAGCCCCAGGAUAUUGUUCAGCCGGCGGGGCUGACCACACCCACCCCUCCCCCACCUCCACCCCUGCCACCCGGUUCUACUGUGACAUCUGUGGCUGCCACGCCGGCCGCCACCCCCACCACACCGUCAGGACACCCUCCCCCACCGCCGCCUCCACCUCUUCCUCCUUCAUUGACUCCGACCGGGACCCCUACCAGCCCGCCCGGGCAGCCUCCUCCUCUCGGAACACCAACACCUCCCCCGGCACCUCCCCUUCCCGCCGGUCUAUUCUCUCCUGUAGAAGACCGUCCCUCCUCAGGGUUGGCUGCCGCCCUCGCAGGAGCCAAGCUCCGCAAAGUGCCAAGGAGUGAUGAUGCAGGGGCAGCUCUGGCAGCAGCCCUGUUGGGGACAGUCGGGGGUACGGGGGCCAAAUCGGAGUCGAGAGGCAAUGGCCCUCUACCUGGAGGAGGCGGGCUAAUGGAGGAGAUGAGCGCACUUUUGGCAAGAAGAAGAAGAAUUGCCGAGAAGGGCUCUUCACCUGAACCCGACCAGAGAUCGGAGGAGGGUGAGGUAACCACGACCCCGAAGGUGUCAGCAUGUAGCACGCCAGACAUGCCAAGGAAGCCAUGGGAAAGAACAAACAACAGUACUAUGAAUGGUAGCAAAUCACCAGUUAUAGGAAGACCUAAAUCUACUCCAACACCUACUGCAUCCUUAAGUGCCAAUGGUGUGCCAACAGAGGUUGUUGACUAUGACAGAUUGAAACAGGACAUUCUGGAUGAGAUGAGGAAGGAGCUGUCGAAGCUAAAAGAAGAGCUCAUUGAUGCAAUCAGGGAGGAACUCGGCAGGUCCAGUACGGCAUAGAUGAUCCAUACACCUUCUACAAACCCAAUCCCCUUCAGUCACUCAAAGACAAUACAGCCGGCCACGAUCAAGAUUAACAUAGUAGCGAUGAUGACAAUGAAGACAAAAAAAAAAAAAAAAAGAAACACAUAUACCUACGAGGGCACAGUAUUUGGAGUGGAGCAACAUAAUCCUGAGUGAUGUUUGUAUCACUUUCCCUCAACCCUCCUGCAAAGGACAUCGCAUCCUGGAGGACUCAGGAGUCUGAAAGAGAAGUGCAUGUCUUAAUGCAAAUGAUUUUUGCAAGGGAAAAAAGAACUCUUCAAAGAUACUGUAAAGACCAUUGGUGCAUAAGAAAAUCAGAAGUCAUUCUAGUCAUUUUUCUAUCAAAGGCACGUUUUAUUAAGAGCAGGAAUAUAAAGUAUGGAUGGAAAAUUCCCCACAAACCCCCUCCCGUAUUGCCAUAGCAGUAGCGUGCGUGUGUGUGUAGGGGUGAGCAAAUGAGUGUGAAUGAAUGUGAAUGGGGCGCUCGGCCACUGCCGGAUGCUCUUACGCUCGUCUUCCUCAAAUGCUAUUUUAACCUAAAUAUGUACAAAAAGAGAAGAAAUUAUUUAGAAAACCAUGUACCUGUUUGAGCCUGUUGAUCGAAGGCCAUAUCAAGUAGCUCCAUAAUCAUCAUCAGACAGAGGUGGGUAGUAAUGCGUUACAUUUACUUGACUAACUUUUAAGCUAUACUUUUCACUUUUACUUGAGUAGAUUUGUGAAACAAAAACGCUACUCUCAUUCUGCUACUUUUUUCCUCUUUAUUCUGAGAAUUACUUGUUUUUGCCAUAGAACCUCACAAUGGCUCUACCAGUUUCACCAAUGAGAGGUCGCGACACUAAUCACAUGACUUCGUUAUACCAAUCAGACAUCACAAUACAGCAAUGGUGGAUGGAUGAAGUACUCACUUUUUUACUUAAGUAAAAGUACAAGUAUCUAAGAAAAAAAUUACUCAAGUGUAAGCACUAAAGUACUUGCUUUAGUAUUUACGAGUAAAAAGUAAAAGUAUUUUCUCCCGAUGCAAAAAAUAUGUGAUAUAUGAGAUCUUAGUCAAUAUUCAAAGAAAGAAACAGAAAAUUAAUUGAUGCUCAGUUUUAUUUUUUGCAAAAUGGUGGAAAAAGUAAUGAAAUUGACUGCACUGUAAUCAGAACCCUAACAAUCUCAAAAACUACAAAAUUUAGUUUAAUGGCAUAUUGCAAGCAACUAUCAGGUGAAUACCGCCACUUACCGUGCAAGAGAGUAGUGGUUUUUAAUGGUCAAUAUCUUGUUUACCUGCCUAAUCUUUCUUGUACACGUGUUGCUGCCUGUAGUGCUCAACUACGGUAUAGUAGCACGGGGCUGAUCGAUUGUGCCAGAGGCAUGAAAACAAAACUGUCAAUUCACAAUGUGAAAAAAACCUAAACUAUUGUGUAACGCAGGCAACAAUUUGAAAAGUAGUGGCAUGAAAGUACAGAUCGUGCUGUAAAAUGUAGUGACGUAAAAGUAAAAAGUACCACUUCACAUGUGUACUCAAGUAAAGUACAGCUACCCAAAAAUGUACAUAAGUACAGUAACAAAGUACUUUGACUUCAUUACAUUCCACCACUGCACUAAAACCACCCAAACAUUUAUAAGUUUUCCUAUUUUAAUGAGGAUAGCAUGCAAACAAUACAUUGUUUGCAUACUAUGGAGUAGACAGUCCACAACCCAGAGGUUGUAGGUUCAGUUCUCCACCCUGAUGAACUCGUCUAAGUAUCCUUGAGCAAGAUAUUUAACCCUCAAAUGUUGCUCAAAGCACUUACAGUGGUAUGAAAAAGUAUCUGAACCUUUUGGAAUUUCUCACAUUUCUGCAUAAAAUCCUCGUCAAAUGUGAUCUGAUCUUUGUCAAAAUCACACAGAUGAAAAUACAGUGUCUGCUUUAACUAAAACCACCCAAACAUUUAUAGGUUUUCAUAUUUUAAUGAGGAUAAUAUGCAAACAAUGACAUAAGUAUUGUUUGCCUUUUGGAAUUUCUCACAUGUCUUCAUAAAAUCCUCAUCAAAUGUGAUCUGAUCUUUGUCAAAAUCACACAGAUGAAAAUACAGUGUCUGCUUUAACUAAAACCACCCAAACAUUUAUAGGUUUUCAUAUUUUAAUGAGGAUAGUAUGCAAACAAUGACAGACGUAUUGUUUGACAGUAGUAUUGUUUGUCAAUUUUUGUCCAAUUCUUUGGCCGUAUAUGGUCAUGUAAUAGAUUGAGGUAUAAUGACAACAGUUCACAUAGAUGACAUUGUUACUCAUUAUUUGAGUAUUCUUUUCACUGAAUACGUUUUUAAUUGUACUAGAUUACAUUUUUUGGAUGACUACUUUCACUUGAGUAAUAUCACUCUGAAGUAACGCUACGCUUACUUGAGUAAAUGUUUUGGCUACGCUACCCACCUCUGUAAUCAGAUUGCAUCUAUUCAUCCUACAGUAUGUUUCUGUUGAUUGGCAAGGGAAGCUGCAUGUCAGACAGCAGCCAUGGUAGCUCUCUAGCAAGCAAAAAGUGCUAUUUUGCUCACAUCCAUCAUGCUACUUCAGCAUGGUCACUGUAGAUCGGACUUAAAAUGUCCUUCCUCUAUGUCCUGACUGUACCUCCUUAUUUUCAAAAUUGUAUCUUUUCUGUUUGAAAGUAAAUUUGCCAAGAAAAUUCAUCCAUUUUCAAAUUUAUAAUAAGCAAUAAGUGUAGCAUCUAUUGUAACGCCCCUUCAAACAUGUUUGUGAAUGGAAAGUUAUUUUGUGCAGUGACGUCGCAAGGUUUGUUUGCUCACUAAAGAGCACGAUUUCAUGGAUCAACCUAAUUUCCGUCUGUAAGAUCCAAUCAUUCUGUAUCUUUGGUGUCAUUUGAUGUUGGAAUGAUUUUUGUCUGAUUUUUUUUUCAUUUUCCACAAAAAUGUACUACUCGAGUACAAUCUUUUGUGUGAAGUGUUUUCAAGGAUGUCGACGUGCCAUUCAGUCUUUCACCCGUGCGUGCUUACAAUUUUUUUUUUUUGCCUUAAGGUAACACAAGAAAAUCUUAAGAUAAUUUAGGUAAACAUGUUUUUACUCAUAUUUUGACAUAAUUUAAUGAGCUCAAAAGCCAUGGUCCAAACUAUAGAAAAUUUUGUACUAAUUCCGUUCACUAAGUAUUCAACUGCGUCAAACAUACAGUAGACACAAAACAAUGAAAUAAUCUGCAGAACACAAUUGAAAUUUGUGGAAAAAUAUCUUCUAAAUGUAAGCCAUAAAUUUGCCAUACUGGGGAAAUUUUUUGUUCAAGUGAAUUUUUAUCUGUUGAAUGGUUGUUUUAGCCUGAAGUGUCAAAAGAAUGUGUAUACUAUUGUGAAGGUUAAACAUUCAUAAUUAUUAUAAACUUUAUAUCUACUGUUUGAAUCUAUUUCAUAGCCAAAACAUCACAUUUCCUUAAAAUUGUCUAAUAAAAUCAGAAAUAUGCCUCAUUUAAAAAAUAAAAAAUAAAUGGAAUGUU
Messenger RNA from Corythoichthys intestinalis (scribbled pipefish), 8424 nucleotides. RefSeq names its product protein enabled homolog. Gene Ontology annotation, biological process: axon guidance; actin polymerization or depolymerization; actin polymerization-dependent cell motility. The transcript is spliced from 14 exons. Bases 2493 to 4940 code for a protein of 815 amino acids. The record is from RefSeq and is a predicted model, not a curated record. Gene Ontology annotation, molecular function: profilin binding; SH3 domain binding. Lineage: Eukaryota; Metazoa; Chordata; Actinopteri; Syngnathiformes; Syngnathidae.